AUGAGCCUGGGGGUGAUGGCGGGCCCUCUGCUGUUGCACGCUCAGCUGCAGGUGUUCUUCCCUUGCACAGCUGUUGACGAGCAGAACGCCCAGACCCAGGAACAGCAGGGGUUUGCCUUAGGUCUCUCUGAGUCAGAGGAGAAAAAAGACCCGAAGUUGGAUGACAGAGUGUGUCCCACCGAGAGCUACGGGGUUACCAAGGGCAGGAGCCUCCGCAAAGUGUCCAAAUCCCCAUGUGAGAAGCUGAUAAGCAAAGGAAGUUUGUCACUGGGCAGUUCUGCCUCUCUUCCUCCCCAGUCAGGAAACCGGGAUGGCCUGCCAGCCCUGAACACCAAGAUCCUGUUCUCGAACGUUCGGGCUGGGAUGUCUGGUUCCUUGCCUGGAGGUUCUGUCAUCAGUCGCCUGUUAAUUAAUGCUGAUCCCUUUAACUCGGAACCAGAAAACCUAGAGUAUUACACAGAGAAGUGCGUCAUGAACAAUUACUUUGGCAUCGGCCUGGAUGCGAAGAUAUCGCUGGAUUUCAACAACAAGCGUGAUGAGCACCCAGAGAAGUGCAGGAGUCGGACCAAGAAUAUGAUGUGGUACGGAGUUCUUGGAACCAAAGAGUUGCUGCACAGAACCUACAAAAACCUGGAGCAGAAGGUCCUGUUGGAGUGUGAUGGGCGACCCAUCCCACUCCCCAGCCUCCAGGGGAUUGCUGUCCUCAACAUUCCCAGCUAUGCUGGAGGGACAAACUUCUGGGGGGGCACCAAGGAAGAUGAUACUUUUGCAGCUCCGUCAUUCGAUGAUAAGAUCCUGGAGGUGGUCGCUGUGUUUGGCAGCAUGCAGAUGGCUGUGUCUCGUGUCAUUAAGCUGCAGCAUCACCGAAUCGCCCAGUGUCGUACCGUGAAGAUUUCCAUCCUGGGGGAUGAGGGCGUACCCGUGCAGGUGGACGGAGAGGCCUGGAUCCAGCCUCCAGGAUACAUUCGGAUUAUCCACAAGAACCGGGCACAGACACUCACCAGAGAUAGGGCCUUUGAGAACACGCUCAAGUCCUGGGAAGACAAGCAGAAGUGUGAACUUCCUCGCCCUCCAUCUUUCUCUCUGCACCCGGAGAUCCUGUCUGAGGAAGAGGCCACCCAGAUGGACCAGUUCGGGCAGGCGGCGGGAGCCCUCAUCCACAGUAUCCGCGAGAUAGCUCAGUCCCAUCAAGACAUGGAGCAGGAACUUGCCCACGCUGUCAAUGCCAGUUCCAAGUCCAUGGACCGAGUGUACGGCAAGCCCAGAACCACAGAGGGGCUGAACUGCAGCUUUGUCCUGGAAAUGGUGAAUAACAUCAAAGCUCUGCGCAGUGAGACGGAACUGCUGCUGGCUGGGAAGGUGGCUCUGCAGCUGGAUCCCCCUCAGAAAGAGCGGCUUGGGGCUGCUCUCACAGAGAUGGACCAGCAACUGAGGAAGCUGGCGGACACCCCCUGGCUGUGCCAGCCCAUGGAGCCUGGUGAUGAAGAGGUAUGUGGGUCACAGGGCUUCAGCUUGGGCACCCCUGGAUGCAGUGGCUCUCCCUUCAGUACCUGUAAUCACUGUGAUCUGUGCAGCUUUAAGGUUAAGAUGGUGUCCAUUUUGCAGCCCCUGAUAGGGCUUCUUAAGACUUCUCUAUUAAAACGCCUUGGAGGUAUAGAAAAAGACUGGCAGGUAGGAAGGAGUUGGGAGUUAGUAUUGAUGACUGGGCACUUGUUGCCUUCAGAAACAGAUGGCAGGGGUGGCCAGGAAGUUGAUAGAAGACUGAGCCUAGCCCCACUGUUUGUCCCUGGUGUGAAGACACAUUGGUUGGAUAAAUGGCAGCUUCUUGAGUUUGUUGUUGACAGGGACAGAGUUGGUGUGUUCCACUCAAUCCCACUUUUCUUUUGCAUGUGUUUCGAGACUCCAGCUUGCCAUACUCCCUAUGGCUGGGACAGAUAGGAUCCUGGGCAUAUUGCACCCUGGGAUGUUGUUGCAAAAGCCCAGGAGAGGUGCUUGUUGGAUGGUCAGUUUUGUGGGCAGCAUCUUGAUAAAGGCGAACUGUAGAUUGUCUUUUUUAUCAGGGAUAGAACAGAAGUGGGCCAGGAGAAAAAUUCAUCCUAGGGUAGAGUACUACAGUCUUGAAAGAGAAAGAACUGUUAGACAUUACACAUCUGGCACCCCUACCGCCAGUUUUGUUUGUUAGAACCUGUUGGCAGCAGUUAAGGUGAGGGUACAGAGGAAGGCUACAUCAGUCUGUCCUACUCUUCUCUGAAAAUGAAGGCAUUUGUUGACAAGUGCAAACCCUGCAUGGAAAACUGACUCUGAGACCUUCCAGUGAAACAACAAAACUCAGUAACUUAAAAUAUGAGGACAUUUUCGUUUAAAAGGACUGGCCAAGCUCAUCAAAAUUAGUUAAAUUGUUAACUAUUUAUAUAAAAUUUUCAUUUAAAAGAAAAUUACUAAGAUAAUAACAUAUAGAAUGUUUGAUAGAUAUAACAAUAAUAUAGCUCAGGAUUUCCAGAUUAAGUUAUUAAAGCCUGUGAAGUGGACAGGGAGUGGGGAGGCUGGGAAGAAGACAUGGACAGAGGAAUGAAGGCACAUUAAGGUGGAAGGUUUAAAAAAAAAAAGGUUCUUGACUGAUAAUUAGGGAAAUGCAGAGUUAGUAAUAUCUUUAAAAAAACUUAAAGGUAGUUUCUAGUAGAAUUGAAAAGAUUUAUGUUUUUCCAAAUCAGUUUUCUAAAAACAAAAAGUAUAAUCCACACUAUAAAAGAAAAUAAGGGACUUAAAAAAAAAAGGUAAGCAAACCAUAACAGACUUUUAACUACAGAGAACAAACUGAGGGUUGAUGGAGGGAGGUGGGCAGGGGAUGAGCUAGAUGGUUGAUAGGUAUUAAGGAGGGCACUAGUUGUGGUGAGCACUGGGUG
Messenger RNA from Leptonychotes weddellii (Weddell seal), 2903 nucleotides. The record is from RefSeq and is a predicted model, not a curated record. Lineage: Eukaryota; Metazoa; Chordata; Mammalia; Carnivora; Phocidae.